AUGACUGUUACGGCUUUCCCAUCUGAGACCUCCUCAGAUUUCACCCUCCUCAACGUGGCCCGACUUUUCACAAGGCUCGAACACAACCUCCUCGCCCCGGGCGCCGAGGUGUCCUUCCGAUCUGAGUACCAGCGCAUGCGAGUAACUAAGAAUGUCGAGUACGCCCGCACGCUCCUCACCCAGCUCGAACGCUCGCUCCCGCAGCUCAAACCCCUCGACCGCAAACACGAAGCGCAGACGGAGAUCGCGCGCGACCGCCAGCUGCUGAAGCGCAUGCAGAGUCUCCUAGAAGAGGCGGAUUCCCGGGGUGCCGAGCCAGAACUGGACGACGAGGACGAAGAUGACGGAGAUGGCGAGUGGCGGGAGCUUUUAGCUCGACCCAUCGCAAAGGAAAAGGUUAUGUCGGGAUCACCUACGACACAACAAGACCAGAAAUCUCGCGCACACAUUGGAGACGACAUAAAAGGAUCAGAAGCAUCCGGAACGAGAGACGUUGACACUACGGCGAGCACUACAACUACAACAACUACUCCCUCUACGACGACCACGACUACAACCCCAACAGCUACAGCUACAGCUACAUCCACAGCAACAACCACUUCAUCCACACUCCGAAACCGACACACACCACACGACCAACCCACUCCGAACCCCACAGCCACCACAACAGCAACAGGAAGCAACACCUCCAGCACGCCUCACGAACCCAAUACCAAACUUGGGUCCACAGAGCAGGCGCUAAGCACGCAGCGCCUAGAACAAGAAGACCUGACCAGCUCGCUGCUCUCGCUGGCCUCGCAGCUCAAGGCGUCGUCACAUUCGUUCCAGAGUACGCUGGACGGCGAGAAGUCGGUGCUGGACCGCGCGGUGCACGGUAUCGACCGCACGAGCGCGACAAUGGAGGCGGCGGGACAGCGGAUGGGGAUGUUGCGGCGGAUGACGGAGGGCAAGGGGUGGUGGGGGCGGAUGAUGUUGUAUGGGUGGAUUUUUGGGCUGUGGGUGGUUGCGGUGUUGAUUGUGUUCUUGGGGCCGAAGUUGCGGUUCUGA
Messenger RNA from Penicillium alfredii, 1047 nucleotides. RefSeq lists its product as uncharacterized. NCBI's taxonomy places the organism in Eukaryota, Fungi, Ascomycota, Eurotiomycetes, Eurotiales, Aspergillaceae. The record is from RefSeq and is a predicted model, not a curated record. The transcript has 2 exons. Bases 1 to 1047 code for a protein of 348 amino acids. Gene Ontology annotation, cellular component: SNARE complex; endoplasmic reticulum. Gene Ontology annotation, biological process: retrograde vesicle-mediated transport, Golgi to endoplasmic reticulum. Gene Ontology annotation, molecular function: SNAP receptor activity.